CCUUUUCUUGUAACAGUUACCUCUCCGAUCACCCACCGGAGCCCCACCGUCGAUGGACACCAUCUCCGGUCUCAUCAACUUACAGAAUCAGUCAUCCCUCCCAACAUCACCACCUACACCUCCUCCUUCAACAUCAAAACAACCACCACACAUCACAACCACCACUCUCACCGCCGAUAUACCAUUCUCCACCUCCAUCAACCAACUCCACACCUUCUCCACCGCCUUAUCAGCAUUCCUCAACCACUACGACGACUUGCAGACUCAUAUCAAUUUCAUUAACUCAUCAAUCGACUCCAAAUUGCCACCUCAUCUCGUCGAAACGGUUAGCCCUAAUUUAUUAGAAAGUUAUAGUGAUCAAACGAUAACCGCUUCACCAGAAGUCGUUGCGUUAGAACGAAACCCUAAGGAUUGUGAUAGCACCGAUUUUUCGCAUAAUUAUGGAGAAACUGAUGCUUCGAAUAAGCUUGAAGUUGUUGAUGUAUCGAAGAAUGUUGAAGAGAUUGAUGUAUUGAAGAAACAUGUGGAAACUGAUGCUUUGAAGAAGCCUGUUGCAGAAACUUUUGUUGAUCAAGCGAUAGAUGAUGUUAUAGAAGCUAUUGUUUCAGAACAAAACCCUAAGGAAAGUGAAAGUGAUUGCCAACGGAAUCAUGAGUCUGCAACUGCCGAUUUUUUGCCCAAUUUUGAAGAAUUUGAUGCUUCGAAGAUGCUUGAAGUUGUUGAUGUGUCGAAGAAUGUUGAAGAGAUUGAUGUAUUGAAGAAACAUGCGGAAACUGAUGCUUUGAAGAAGCCUGUUGCAGAAACUUUUGUUGAUCAAGCGAUAAAUGAUGUUCUAGAAGCUAUUGUUUCAGAGCAAAACCCUAAGGAAAGUGAAAGUGAAAGUGAUUGCCAACGGAAUCAUGAGUCUGCAACUGCCGAUUUUUCGCCCAAUUUUGAAGAAUUUGAUGCUUCGAAGAAGCUUAAAGUUGUUGUUGUUGAUGUGUCAAAGAAUUGUGGAGAAAUGGAUGCGUCCGAGAAUUUUGUAGAAAUUGAUAGUUCGAAGAAGUGUGAAGAAAUUGAUGUAUUGAAGAAACAUGUAGAAACUUUUGGUGAUCAAAGUAUAACUGCUGUUCCUGAAGCUGUUGUUUUAGAACAAAAGCCUAACGGAACGGCUACGAGUGGCGAACGGAGCAAUGAAAUCAAUGUGAGGACACCUGAAGGCCUUGAAGAAACUUAUAUCGGUAAGGAUCCUCAAGGAAUUGAUGUACUGCAGAAGCCUGAAGAAAAUAAUUGCAAUUCGAAGAAGCAAAGAAAGCGAAGAAAAACUGGUAAACAUAAGAAGGAUAAGGAUCAGGAAACUGCUUUAAACAAGUUUGCGGGGAAAUUGCAAUUCUUGUGUGAAAACAUGAUUACUAGGGAAAUGAGGUGGCAUGUAGCAAAACAUUUAUCUGAAACGUUUAAUCUUCGCGAGGAAAUUAUUAAGGCGUUGAAGCUGGCUAAAGAUCCUGCAAAACUCGUUCUAAACUGCACUGGCAAUUUUUUUGGACAGGAAACUGCAGGAAGGCUGGCUUCAGUCUUGGUGUUGGAGUGUUUUGUGAUGAUCAGUAAUGAUGAUGGCAUUGAGAUCGAGAAAAGAGAACGCGAACGUGCAUUAAAUAAUGCUGUAAUUUGGAGAAACCGGAUGAUCAACGAAGGUGGUUUUGGAAAAACGGACGAGGUUGAUGCCAGGGGUUUGCUUCUGCUUAUCAGUGGAUUUGGGAUUCAAGAUGAUGUUUUCAAGAUUCAAGAUAUUGUGGAUUUGAUUCGGGCUAGUAAUGUGAAGGGAAUAUCAACCGCACUUCGUCGUUCAGCUUUUCUUAUGCCAAAAAUUCCAGAUGUAAUUUCAUUGAUGGUGAAGAAUAAUCUAGAAAUUGAAGCUGUUGAUAUUGCCUAUACGUUCGGGUUGGAGGAUACGUGUAACUCUCAGAACAUAUUGACGACAUAUUUGCACAAUAAAAUUAAAGAUAUUCAGAACGAUUCGCCUUUCCAAACGUUGGAGACAAUGAAGCAGCAGUUUAUUGAUCUGAAAUCGGUAAAACAAUGUUUAGAAUCUCACAGUGUUAAUCCUUCGACGCUUCUUCCCGACUACAAAAUCAAUGAAAAAAUACAAAAUCUCGAGAAGAAACAUGUAGAAACUUUUGGUGAUCAAAGUAUAACUGCUGUUCCAGAAGCUGUUGCUUUAGAACAAAAGCCUAACGGAACGGCUACGAGUGACGAACGGAGCAAUGAACUCAAUGUUAGGGCACCUGAAGGCCUUGAAGAAACUUAUAUCGGUAAGCAUCCUCAAGGAAUUGAUGUACUGCAGAAGCCUGAAGAAAAUUAUUCUUCAAGGAGUCCAGAAGAAACCUACACUUCGAAGAAGCAAAGAAAGCGAAGAAAAACUGGUAAACGUAAGAAGGAUAAGGAUAAGGAUAAGGAAACGGCUUCAAAUAAGCUUGAAGUUGUUGAUGUAUCGAAGAAUGUUGAAGAGAUUGAUGUAUUGAAGAAACAUGCGGAAACUGAUGCUUUGAAGAAGCCUGUUGCAGAAACUUUUGUUGAUCAAGCGAUAAAUGAUGUUUUAGAAGCUAUUGUUUCAGAGCAAAACCCUAAGGAAAGUGAAAGUGAUUGCCAACGGAAUCAUGAGUCUGCAACUGCCGAUUUUUCGCCCAGUUUUGAAGAAUUUGAUGCUUCGAAGAAGCUUGAAGUUGUUGUUGAUGUGUCAAAGAAUUGUGGAGAAAUGGGUGCGUCUGAGAAUUUUGUAGGAAUUGAUAGUUCGAAAAAGUGUGAAGAAAUUGAUGUAUUGAAGAAACAUGUAGAAACUUUUGGUGAUCAAAGUAUAACUGCUUUUCCAGAAGCUGUUGUUUUAGAACAAAAGCCUAACGGAACGGCUACGAGUGGCGAACAGAGCAAUGAAAUCAAUGUGAGGUCACCUGAAGACCUUGAAGUAACUUAUAUCGGUAAGGAUCCUCAAGGAAUUGAUGUACUACAGAAGCCUGAAGAACAUUAUUCUUCAAGGAGUCCAGAAGAAACCUACACUUCGAAGAAGCGAAGAAAAAUUCGUAAACGUAAGAAGGAUAAGGAUAAGGAAACGGCUACGAGUGGCGAACGGAGCAAUGAAAUCAAUGUGAGGAUACCUGAAGGCCUUGAAGAAACUUAUAUCGGUAAGGAUCCUCAAGGAAUUGAUGUACUGCAGAAGCCUGAAGAAAAUUAUUCUUCAAGGAGUCCAGAAGAAACCUACACUUCGAAGAAGCAAAGAAAGCGAAGAAAAACUGGUAAACGUAAGAAGGAUAAGGAUAAGGAAACGGCUUUAAACAAGUUUGUGGGGAAAUUGCAAUUCUUGUGUAAAAACAUGAUUACUAAGGGACUGAGGUGGCAUGUAGCAAAACAUUUAUCUGAAAUGUUAAAUCUUCGCGAGGAAAUUAUUAAGGCGUUGAAGCUGGCUAAAGAUCCUGCAAAACUCGUUCUAAACUGCACUGGCAAUUUUUUUGGACAGGACAGUAGAUCAUUCUGCAAAGAUUUGGGGAAUAAGGAAACUGCAGGAAGGCUGGCUUCAGUCUUGAUGUUGGAGUGUUUUGUGAUGAUCAGUAAUGAUGAUGGCAUUGAGAUCGAGAAAAGAGAACGCGAACAUGCAUUAAAUAAUGCUGUAAUUUGGAGAAAACGGAUGAUCAGAGAAGGUGGAUUUGGACACACGGACGAGGUUGAUGCCAGGGGUUUGCUUCUGCUUAUCAGUGGAUUUGGGAUUCAAGACGAUGUUUUCAAGAUUCAAGAUAUUGUGGAUUUGAUUCGGGCUAGUAAUGUGAAGGGAAUAUCCACCGCACUUCGUCGUUCAGCUUUUCUUAUGCCAAAAGUUCCAGAGGUAAUUUCUUUGAUGGUGAAGAAUAAUCUGGAAAUUGAAGCUGUUGAUAUGGCCUAUACAUUCGGGUUGGAGGAUACGUCUAACUCUCGGAACAUAUUGACGACAUAUUUGCACCAUAAAAUUAAAGAUAUUCAGAACGAUUCGCCUUUUCAAAAGUUGGAGGCAAUGAAGCAGCAGUUAAUUGAUCUGAAAUCGGUAAAACAAUGUUUAGAAUCUCACAGUGUUAAUCCUUCGACGCUUCUUCCCGACUUCAAAAUCAAUGAAAAAAUACAAAAUCUCGGGAAAGAAGUAAACGAAUCGAAAUUAAUCCAAAAAAGGGAGUCCUUAGAAAACUCAAUUCAUCAGGAAGCAAAGCGUGCUUGUUUUGGUCAUGAAAACAUGCCACAUCAGCAUGAAUCUGCAACGACGCCUGAUAGCACCGACUUUUUGCACAAUUAUGAAGAAAUUGAUACUUCGAAGAACCUUGUUGAUGUGUCGAAGAAUUCUGAAGAAAUCGAUGUGUCUGAGAAUCCUGUAGAAAUUGAUACUUCAAAUACGCUUGAGGAAUUUGAUGCUUUGAAGAGGCAUGAAGAAAUCGAUACAUUGAUGAAACAUGCAGAAACUAAUCCUUUGAAGAAGCAGGAAGAAACUGUUCCAGAAGCUAUUGUUUCAGAACAGCACCCUAACGGAAUGGCUACUAAUGGCGAACAGAGUCAUGAAAUUGUUACGGAAACUGAAAGCUUAGAAGAAAUUAAUGUAUCGAAUAAGCCUAAGCCUGAAGAACUUGAUACUCGGAUGAUUCCAGAAGAAACUGUUUUAGAAACUUCUGUGGUUUCUGUGUUACGAUCCUUUUGUGAAAGCAUGUGUCCUAGGCAACUGAGGCGGCAUGUAGCAACACAUUUUUCUGAAAUGGUUUAUCUUCGUGAGGAAAUUGCAAAAGCGUUGAAGCUAGCGAAUGAUCCUGCAGAACUUGUUAUAAGCAGCAUUGGCAAAUUCUUUGUCAGCCACACUAGAUCAUUCCACGAUGACUUUCAAAAUUUAUCAAGAAUGGCUGCGGUUUUGAUCUUGGAGUGUUUUGUGAUGAUAAGCAGUGAUGAUGGCAUUAAGAUCGUGAAAAGAGACCGCGAAUGUGCAGCAAAAGAUGCUUCAAUUUGGAAAAAACGGAUGAUCGAAGACGGUGGUUUUGGAAAAACGGACGAGGUUGAUGCCAGGGGUUUGCUUUUGUUUAUCAGUGGAUUUGGGAUUCAAGAUCAUGUUUUCAAGCCUCAGGAUAUUAUGGAUUUGAUUCGAGCUAGUAAUUGGAAGGGAAUAUCAACCGCACUUCGUCGUUCAGUUUUUCUUAUGCCAAAAAUUCCAGAGGUAAUUUCUUUGAUGGUGAAGAAUAAUUUAGAAAUUGAAGCUGUUGAUAUGGCCUAUACAUUUGGGUUGGAGGAUACGUGUAACUCUCAGAACAUAUUGACGACAUAUUUGCACAAUAAAAUUAAAGAUAUUCAGAAUGAUUCACCUUUUCAAAAGUUGGAGGCAUUGAAGUCGGUAAAACAAUGUUUGGAAUCUCACAAUAUUGAUCCUUCGACCCUUCUUCCCGACUUCAAAGUCAAUGAAGAAAUACAAAAUCUCGAGAAAGAAGUAAACGAAUCGAAAUUAAUCCAAAAAAGGAAGUCUUUAGAUAACUCAAUUCAUCAGGAAGCAAAGCGUGCUUGUAUUGGUCAUGAAAGCAAAGCGGCUAAAGAAUUUGAUGUAUCGAAGAAUCCUGAAGAACAAAACCCUAACGGAGUGGCUUCUAAUGGCGAACAAAGCCAUGGAAAUGUUACAGCUUCUGAAACCCUAGAAGAAAGUAAUAUAUCGAAUAAGCCUGAAGAAAUCGAUAAUUUGAUGAAGCCUGAACAGACUGAAGAAACUGUUGUAUUGAAGAAGCCUGAAGAACUUGGUACUUCAAUGAUUCCAGAAGAAAUCGAUACUUCAAAGAAUCGAGAAGAAACUGAUAUUUGGAAGAAGCCUGAAGAAACUGUUCCAGAAACUUCUUGUGCGGUUCCAGAAGCCAUUGUUUCAGAACAAAACCCUAAUAGAACGGAAACUGAAGCUUCAAAGAAGUCUGUAAUUUCUGUGUUACAAUUACAAGCCUUUUGUCAAAGCAUGAAUUCUACGCAACUGAAGCAGCAUGUAGCAGCUCAUAUUUCUGAAAUGAUUAAUCUUCGCGAGGAAAUUGUAAAAGCGUUGAAGCUAGCGGAAGAUCCUGCGAAACUCGUUUUAGGCUGCAUUAUCAGGCGCGGGUUUCGUGCCAACCGCAGGUUUCCUGUCAGCCGCACAGUCGUCCACGAUAACAAGCAAAGGUUAUCAAGAAUGGCUGCAGUUUUGAUUUUGGAGUGUUUUGUGAUGAUCAGCAGCGAUGGCAUUGAGAUCGAGAAGAGUGACCAGGAAUGUGCGGCAAAAGCUGCUGUUGAUUGGAAAAUACGGAUGCUCAAAGAAGGUGGUUUUGGAAAAACGGACGAGGUUGAUGCUAGGGGUUUGCUUUUGUUUAUCAGUGGAUUCGGGAUUCAAGAUCAUGUUUUCAACCCUCCGGAUAUUAUGGAUUUGAUGCGAGCUAGUAAUUGGAAGGGAAUUUCCACUGCGCUUUGUCGUUCGGCUUUUCUGAUCCCCAAAAUGCCAUGGGUAAUUUUUUUGAUGUUGAAGAAUAAUCUGGAAGUUGAAGCCGUCGAUAUUGCCUAUACUUUUGGGUUGGAGGAUAUGUGUCACCCCAAGAACAUAUUGACGGAAUAUUUGAACAAUAAAAUUAAAGAUUUUCAGAACAGUCCGCCGUUUCAAACGAAGGAGGCAGUGGAGCAGCACUUAUCUGAUCUGAAAUCGGUAAAACAAUGUUUGGAAUCUCACAACGUUGAUCCUUCGACGCUUCUUCCCGACCAUAAAAUUAAUAAAAAGAUACAAAAUCUUGAGAAAGAAGUAAAAAAAUGGAAAUUAAUCCAGCCCUUAGAAAAUCCGCUUCAGCAGGAAAACAUGUCGAAAAAUCCUGAAGAAAUCCAUACAUGUGAAGAAAUUGAUCCAUCAAAGAAACAUUCAGAAACUGAUACUUCGGAGAAGCCUGAAGAAACUGUUCCGGAAACUUCCUAUGAUGAAACCAUAACAACCGUUCCAGAAGCCAUUGUUUCCGAACAAAACCCUAAUAGAACGAAUAGUAAUCGCAAACGGAGCGAUGAAAACGUGAGGACACCUGAAAGCCUUGAUGAAACCGAUAUCUGUAAGAAUACAGAAGUAACUGUCAUAUUAAAGAACCCUGAAGAAGAAUCUGAUACUCCGAUGAUUCCGGAAGAAACUGAUACUUCGAAGAAGCCUGAGGAAACUGUUCCGGAAACUUCUUCUGAUCAAACCGAACCUGCGGUUCCAAAAGCGAUUGUUACAGAACAAAACCCUAACAGAGUAGAAACCGAAGCUUCAAAGAAGUCUGCGAUUUCUGAAUUAGAAUCGUUGUGUGAAAGCAUGAGUUCUAAGGAACUGAAAUGGCACGUAGCUGCAAAUCUUUCCGAAAUGAUUAAUUUUCGAAAGGAAUUAGCAAAGGCACUUAAGCUCGCCAAAGAUCCCGCAAAUCUAGUUAUAAACAGCAUUGGCGCGUUUUUUGUACAGGACCGUAGAAUGUUCUUGCAGAAGAAGCAAGAUCUAGGAAGGAAGGCUGCGGUUUUAAUUUUGGAGUGGUUUGUGAUGAUCAGCGGUGAUGUCAUCGAGAUUGCGAAAAGUGACGUGGAAUACGCAGCACAAGCGGCUGUUAAUUGGAGAAAACGGAUGAUGAGAGAAGGUGGACCGAGACAAGCGGAUGAGGUUGAUGCCAGAGGUUUGCUUCUGCUUAUAAGUGGAUUCGGGAUUCAAGAUCAUAUUUUUGAGAUUCGGGAUAUCGUGGAUUUGAUUAGAGCUAGUAAUGUGAAGGAAAUUUCGGCUGCGCUUCGUCGUUCGGUUUUUCUUGUCCCGAAAAUUCCAGAGGUAAUUGAUUUUAUGGUGAAGAAUAAUCUGGAAAUUGAAGCUGCUGAUAUAGCCUAUACUUUCGGGUUGGAGGAUAAGUGUCACCCUCUGAGCAUUUUAGCGACAUUUUUGCGCAGUCGCAUUAAAAAUAUUCAAAACGGUUCUUUUUUUCACAUGUUGGAGGAAACGAAGCAGCAGUUACUUGAUCUGAAAUCUGUAAAACAAUGUCUGGAAUCUCACAACAUUGAUCCUUCAACACAUCUUCCCGACUUCAAAAUCAAUGAAAAAAUACAAAAUCUCGAGAAAGAAUUAAACGAAGAAAAACCAAUCCAAAAGAGGAAGUCUUUAGAUGGCCCGAUUCAUCAGGAAGCAAAACGUGCUUGUUUUGGCCACGAAAGCAUGCCACCCCACCAAAGUCCCAUUGACCAUUAUGGCAUGAACCGGUAUCACCAGUCAACACAGCUCAGCACCGGUUACCGAGACCUCCAUAAUAGUUACAUCAGUAACUAUUCCCCUUCAUCUGUAUAUGUAUAUAAUAAUACACCUGCAAUGCGUGAAACUAUAACCAGCCCAGUGCCCAAUGGUCCAGCCGGUGGUUUCACUGGUUCAUAUAACCAUAUGCACCAUUCGGCUAAUGUUCAACCUUAUGGUUGGCAUGGGCCAUCUGUUCAGCAUUAUCCAAGACAUGUUCAAACAUAUGAUUCACAACCUUAUGGUAGAGAUAGACCACAGGGAUGGGUCCCACCAGAACCGCUUCCACCAUCUAACCCAUCGCGUGGCUUUCCGAGAAGGCGGGGCCCAUCCUCGGAUCUCUACAGUUUUGCUGAUAAAGUUGAAAAGGAAUGCAUGAGGUAGUAGUGUAAGUGAUGCAUAAUGUUUAGUCUUACUUUACCUGAACUAGGGUCAACUUAAUGUCUGUAGGUCGUUGUGCUUUGAUACAACAGUUAUUGUAACUCCUCUCUUUGAUACAACAAUUUUUGUAACUCUUCUCUUUGAUACAACAGUUUUUGCAACUCUUCUCAAAAGUAGUGACGGUUUUUUACAAAA
This is a messenger RNA of Helianthus annuus (common sunflower), 8824 nucleotides long. RefSeq lists its product as uncharacterized. Lineage: Eukaryota; Viridiplantae; Streptophyta; Magnoliopsida; Asterales; Asteraceae. The transcript is spliced from 11 exons. Bases 53 to 8632 code for a protein of 2859 amino acids. The record is from RefSeq and is a predicted model, not a curated record.